UGAUGGGUGUUUGAAUGUUUAUGAAGAAAUGAAGGCUUUAGGUGUUAAGCCAAAUUUGGUCAUAUACAACAUUUUGUUAGAUGCCAUGGGAAGAGCCAAGAGGCCUUGGCAGGUGAAGAAAUUCUAUCAGGAUAUAAUUGACAAUGGGUUGUCACCAAGUUUUGUGACAUAUGCAGCUCUUCUGCAUGCGUAUGGUAGAGCUCGUUAUGGAGACGAUGCGUUUAAAAUUUAUAGGGAAAUGAAGGAAAAGGGGUUUGGGAUUGAAUGUAGUUCUUUAUAAUUCCAUAUUGGCUAUGUGUGCUGAUCUUGGCCACGUGGAUAAAGCUGUUGAGAUUUUUGAGGACAUGAAGAGUUCUGGAAUCAAGCCUGAUAGUUGGACUUUCUCAUCCAUGAUUACCAUUUUCUCAUGCUGUGGGAAAGUUUCUGAGGCAGAGAAUACGUUGAAUGAGAUGUUCGAAGCAGGCUUUCAGCCAAAUAUUUUUAUCUUGACAUCACUUAUCCAGUGCUAUGGAAAAGCCCAACGCAUUGAUGAUGUUGUGAAGACAUUUAACCGAAUUUUUGAUUGGGUUAUAACUCCAGAUGAUCGGUUCUGUGGCUGUCUUCUGAAUGUGAUGACUCAAACACCAAAUGAAGAGCUCAGCAAGCUUGUUAAAUGUGUUGAGAGGGCUAAUCCGAAGCUUGGUUAUGUGGUUAAACUUUUGGUAGAGGAGCAAGACAGUGAGGGGAAUUUUAAGAACGAAGCUACUGACCUGUUUGAUAGUAUUAGCACUGAAGUAAAGAAAGCUUACUGCAAUUGCUUAAUUGACCUCUGUAUCAAGCUCAAUAUGUUGGAGAGAUCUUGGGAGUUGCUUGACCUUGGAUUGACACUUGAAAUUUACACCAAUAUAAUGUCCAGAACUUCAACCCAGUGGUCCCUAAAUCUAAAGAGUCUCUCCCCCGGGGCAGCUCUGACAGCAUUACAUAUUUGGAUGAAUGACUUGUCCAAGGUACUGGAGGCAGGGGAGCAACUUCCACCAUUGCUUGGAAUGAAUACUGGGCAUGGGAAACGUAAGUAUUCUGAGAAAGGUUUAGCCAAUGUGUUGGAGUCAUAUUUGAAGGAACUAAAUUCUCCAUUUCAUGAGGCUCCUGAUAAGGUUGGCUGGUUCUUAACUACGAAGGUUGCAGCUGAGUCAUGGUUGGAAUCUAGAAAAUCAACUGACGCAGUAGCUGCUUAG
Populus trichocarpa (black cottonwood) is the source of this 1214-nucleotide messenger RNA. RefSeq names its product pentatricopeptide repeat-containing protein At4g16390, chloroplastic-like. The transcript has 2 exons. The record is from RefSeq and is a predicted model, not a curated record. Gene Ontology annotation, molecular function: protein binding. NCBI's taxonomy places the organism in Eukaryota, Viridiplantae, Streptophyta, Magnoliopsida, Malpighiales, Salicaceae. The coding region runs from base 294 to 1214 and encodes 306 amino acids. Gene Ontology annotation, cellular component: chloroplast.